GGAAGAGGGUAUAAAUUCUGAAUCCUCUUGGUGGAUUGAAAUUAAAAUACUUUUAUAUUCCCGUGUGACAAGUCAGUUCAGCUAUGAGUCGUUCAAUUAUAUUGUGCUUCUUUGCUGUCGUUGUGACAGCAUUGGUGAUAUGUGUGGGCAGCACUCAAGGGGAGGAUCAGUUCACGGCGACAGCUAGAGAAAUGAUGCGUAUUUACGGUGGCCACUCCGUCAGUAAAGCAACCAAGCAGCAGUAUCUGAAUCGCCUGGCUAACUUUUACCAGCACAAUCGUCAGCGUAUUCAAUUCACUGCCCAGGAAAGACGUCAAGCCGACGAGCUGCUGGCGAGGUACCAACGGGCGAAGGCCUCUACUGUCCUUGUGGAUGGAGUGCCAGCCCAAGGAGGAGCUGCUGUGGCACUUCUUCUUCCGCUGGCUGUUGAAGGAGCCACCCAACUAGUCAAGUUAGGAAUUAAUCAUUUCACAUCAUCCGCCGGCGGAGUUGAGAUAAAUCGUGGUGUUGCCAUUUUCGGGUUGGCUUUUAUUAUGAUGUGCUAUUUCUUCAGAUCUAAGUCGUUGUAGGACAAUGCCUGCUAAAAUACCGACCUUGGUCCCUGUAUUGAACUCUGUCUUGAUGAAUACUAAAGCAAAUCAUUGAAUCUGAACAUUUGUAGUAGUUAUGAUCUACAUAAGAAGUUAUUUUGUUUAUGGAAUAUUUUACCAUGUUUUGUUUGUUAUUUAAACGAUUUCUUGUCUGCUAAAUAUCAAAUGAAACAAUGAAUAUAUAGGAUAUUAUCCAUAUCAUUACCAUAACCAUAGUUAAAUAUAUUGUUUAUUGUUACCUUAACAGAAAAUGAAACUUAAUUCGG
Messenger RNA from Drosophila serrata, 856 nucleotides. Its product is annotated as protein Turandot F-like. Gene Ontology annotation, biological process: immune system process. The record is from RefSeq and is a predicted model, not a curated record. NCBI's taxonomy places the organism in Eukaryota, Metazoa, Arthropoda, Insecta, Diptera, Drosophilidae.